AUGGCGCCAGUCCUGCGCGCGAGGCAAAGCCUGUCCAAGGAGAACUUCUCCAACUACUUUGGAAACCUCCGAAGUCAACCGUAUAGCGACCCCAAUAACUCAAGGGCUGCCAAUCCCCACAGCCUGCGCACAAUCGCUUGGAACCCUCUGGGAACCUUGGUCGCCACAGGUUCAUCAGAACGAAUUCUCAGAGUCUGGAACCCCGAGAAACCUCACAUCAAGUUCUCUACAGAGCUCAAGGGCCACACGGCCUCCAUUGAAAAGGUUGCCUUCAACCCGACUAAGGAUGCGGAGUUGUGCAGUGUGAGCAGUGAUGGAGUCGUAAAGUUCUGGGAUGUGCGGACGAAAGCGUGCUUCAACGAGGUCAAAGGCCUCGGAGACGCCUUCACCCUCGUUUGGGCACCAGACGGGAAUUCUCUCUUGGUGGGAAACAAGGCGGACACCAUCUUUAUCCUGUCGCCACAGCAGCCUACGCCCAUCAGCUCUCACCAACAGUCGAUUCAGACGAACCAGAUUGCGUUCUGCUGGAGCGGGAAGAAGAUCUUUGUGACCACAGCCGAGGGCCGCAUUCGGAUCUUGUCAUAUCCGGAGUUUGAGCCUGUGCUGCAUUCGAACAAUGGAGAUGAAUUUGAGCUGAAUGGUCACACGUCGUCGUGUCUGACGGCGGAGCUGCAGCCCACUGGGCGGUACCUGGCUACAGGAGGCUCAGACUCCAUCAUUUCGCUGUGGGACACGACAGACUGGGUCUGCCCGAGGACGAUUACUAGGAUGGUCGGGCCAGUCAAGAGUCUCAGCUUCACGUUCGACGGUAGCUAUGUCGUGGGAGGAAGUGAUGAAGGAUCUGGCCUGGAGAUCUCCCACGCCGAGACCGGGGAACAUGUGCAUACAUUCAAGACAGCGGGCUCGUGCCCGGUUGUGGCUUGGGCGCCAACACGUUAUUGCCUUGCUUACAGCGAUCUGGGAGUUCUUCGGAUUGUGGGGGUGGACGUGGAUAGGAAGUAG
Messenger RNA from Ilyonectria robusta, 1002 nucleotides. Its product is annotated as WD40-repeat-containing domain protein. Gene Ontology annotation, biological process: mRNA export from nucleus. Lineage: Eukaryota; Fungi; Ascomycota; Sordariomycetes; Hypocreales; Nectriaceae. Gene Ontology annotation, cellular component: THO complex part of transcription export complex. The record is from RefSeq and is a predicted model, not a curated record. Gene Ontology annotation, molecular function: protein binding. The coding region runs from base 1 to 1002 and encodes 333 amino acids. The transcript has 6 exons.